Ascochyta rabiei is the source of this 1878-nucleotide messenger RNA. RefSeq lists its product as uncharacterized. Bases 1 to 1878 code for a protein of 625 amino acids. Lineage: Eukaryota; Fungi; Ascomycota; Dothideomycetes; Pleosporales; Didymellaceae. The transcript is spliced from 3 exons. The record is from RefSeq and is a predicted model, not a curated record.
AUGCACGCGCAAGACAGCCAUGGAGACAGCGCUCUUACCGACCGGCCGGCCGCCAAGAGACGGUCGAGGCAUCCCGCUAAGUUCAUGUUCAUUGACUCGAGCAAUGGGGGUGUGAACGCAAAACCGGAUCGAGUCGUUAGAUCCUUUGUCAUGAAAUCGGUACGGAACAAGAAAACCUGGAGUACACGACCAAAGAGUCCCAGAGAGGAGGAGUACACAGAGACGCUGCCUUUGAGAUUCUCAGCCCAACAGACUAAUGUUCAGCCCCAACACACUUCCGCCAUGGCAGCGUGGGACCCACAGAACUGUCGUGAGGACUCUUUAUGGGAUAGCUCGCCUCUUGCGUCACCAGCUAGCAGUGGCUGCAUGUGCGAUAGUCCAUCAUCGGGUUACGCAAGCCCUUUCCGUGAACGCUACUUUUCGGAAUGUCCGUACAACUUCCAGGUAGAUGGACAGACAAAGUUGGCAAUCCGCGAUGGAUUCGAUGUUGGCUUUACGAGGUCCUUCGAUUGCUUAUCUGUUUCUCUGGACUCACACACGCAACGGCUUCUUCAUCAGUUUGUUGAAGGGUCAGCUCCAAGGCUCGUACCAGUGGAUCUCUACAGGUCCUCUUCUUUAGCCGCCACAGACUGGAUCGCUAGAUGUGUUCAAAGUCCGAAUGGUGCGCCCUAUAUAUAUGCAGCCCUUACGGCAUCUGCACGGGCGGUUGGACUUAGCUCCGAAGCCUACAAGUGGCGAGCCAUUACCGAAGUGAACAAGUUAUUGUCAAACCCAAAAACCAGUACUGAUGACACAACUAUCGCUGCUGUCCUGAUGUUGCUGGCUUUGGAAGAGUCUGGUCUUGCAGACCCAAGACGAUGGGGCAGUGACAGAGAGUGGAGUGCGUCUAUAAACGAUGCUCAUCUAAACGGACUAAGGACGAUGAUAGGUCAAAGAGGUGGUCUUGCGGCACUAGGUGCUAACCGUUGCUUGCAGGUCUUCAUUCUAAUGCAUAGUGUUGCUCAGUCUAUCACCACUUUUAAGCGCCCUUACGCCUUACUACUCAAUCCUAUGGGUCGGAUUGAGAACUAUGUCUUGGUUUCUCAACACUCACAGUCCUGGGCCUCUUUAUCGACAUCCAUCGAAAACCUAAACUUAGAUGAUGCACUUUUUGAUGUAAUUCAUAGCGUCCAUCUCUUCACUUCAGACCUCACCAGCUGGUACAACACCGGACACGCCAUCCAUCCACUGGAUCCCUUUGAACUACAAAAGCACGCCUGUCUACUGAUGUACCGACUCUUCGACUGGUAUCAGCUCGGCGAAGAGUCCAAAAUAGCUGGUCGGCCGGGCAGGAAACCAUUCGACCAGAGUAUCUGCCUUGCACAUCUAAUCUACCUGAGCGUUGCGGUCGAGCCGCAUACUCAUUCCUUCGGAUCUCGUCUCUCGAUGACCGUCGUAAAGCUCCGACAAGCUCUGCAGCGCGUCUCAAUAUUGCACUGGGUAAACUUACCGGAACUGUUCUUCUGGACACUCACUAUGGGCGCGUUGGGUGCGAAGGGCCUACCCCAAUCACAGCAGAGUUGCGCGUCAGAGUUUGCUUUCUUUGUGCAGUACUCUCAGCUCUCUUCCGUGUCGAGAGGACACAAUGCGUUUGUAUCUGCCGACGAUCUACUCCAACGAAUGCAACAUUGUCCAUGGAUCUCUUCGGUGUUUGAUGCCCACGCAAGGCGGCUGUGGGUGCAGAUGGGGCUUUGCAGGACAGAUAUUACAAACUUGUUCGAUUCAAGCAGCGAAGAAGAAGAGGCGAUGGUGGGCGAUGAGCACGCCGUGGGUCAAUCGACUACAGCAAGGUUCUUUCCUGCGUUAAAGUCUACGUCAAAGAAGUCGAGCCCAAAGUAG